AUGAGAAAAUCUGGUUUAAAUGAUGCUGAAAAUUCUCUUGUAUGGAAUGAAUUAGUUUAUUAUUUGAAAGAUUUAAAUGAACAAAACACAUCCAUUGUUAUUAAACCAUCCGUUGUCAAGACUCUAAUUCAAACAAUGAAUUAUUUGGGUAAUGAUGCAUUGAUAGCAGUUGAGUGUUUUCUACAAAUUGGAAAUUCAUCAAAAUUAAAACAAGCAGUCGAAUACAAAUUUGAUUUAUUAUGUGAUUUAUUUCAAGUAUCAUUAUCAUCUCAUAGUACCAAUAUUGAACUUGUUCAAAUGAUUGCCAAGAAAUUUUUAACAUCAAUUCGAGUAUAUUCAAAUACGCAAAAGUGA
This is a messenger RNA of Didymodactylos carnosus, 354 nucleotides long. The record is from the annotation of a GenBank genome assembly. Lineage: Eukaryota; Metazoa; Rotifera; Eurotatoria; Philodinida; Philodinidae.